This is a messenger RNA of Protopolystoma xenopodis, 654 nucleotides long. The record is from the annotation of a GenBank genome assembly. Lineage: Eukaryota; Metazoa; Platyhelminthes; Monogenea; Polystomatidea; Polystomatidae.
GCUCGUUUGGAACAAAUUUUCGAGCGCCAGCGAAAUUCGCGUUCGAUUGCUGGCCGACAUGAUCUCUUUUCCUCAGCUGCUCGGCAUCGAUGGACAGUAGCCAGCGGCUCUUGUCUCCAACCUGGGACUGCCAUGACAACAUCGUGCGUGGUCGCCUUCGGCAGUAGUGCUCCACGAUCCAUCUGUACGCCAUUCGUUUCACAUGCCUCCCAACGUUUGCAGGAAGCUUUUGAGGCCAGAUUGGCCAAUUUUUUGAGCGGUCGACAUGGUGGCUGUUUUAAUACAGUCAUUGCUAAUUACGCUAACUUGCAUCAGUAUGGCUUUAAGCCAUGCGGUACCGAGGUUAGGGGUAGUUCUAAUGUGCGCGGUCACAUAUCCACAUAUGACGCUUAUUCGAUGAAUCACCCUCCCCGUUCGGCUUCUGCCAGUCCCUCCUUCAUGCGACAUACCGAAGCUUCUCUGAACAGAACGCACAAGCCUUCGGAUGGAGGCUCAAGUGGCAAAUUUUAUUUUACGGAGGGGGGCGGAUAUAAAAGUGACUAUUCUUCUACUCGAGGUUCGCGUGAUGGCCGAGUCAGUACAUCGUAUAAUUGCUACAUUAUUUUUGCAAGCGCACUUCGAACUCUGCUGCUGCACGCUGCAAACCAUGUUUAG